Molecule: messenger RNA, 576 nt
Organism: Penicillium daleae
Lineage: Eukaryota; Fungi; Ascomycota; Eurotiomycetes; Eurotiales; Aspergillaceae
Product: iron-sulfur cluster assembly protein CIA2
Exons: 2
Coding region: 1-576 (191 amino acids)
Biological process (GO): iron-sulfur cluster assembly
Source: RefSeq, a predicted model, not a curated record
AUGGCGGAAGUGCAAAACUCCAACCCCACAAUCCUCAAUGCGGCAGAUCUCCCUACGAGAUCACGGUCUGCAGAGAAGAAAGCCGGGGACUAUGGACUCGGUAUCUUCGCUGCAGUCCCGAAGCCGGCAGACUUUCUCUCAUCUGAUUCGGAGGGAGAUGAAGAUCUCCUAGAAGAGCCAAUUGAUGAACAAGAAAUUUAUGACCUGAUCAAAUCCAUCUCGGACCCCGAACACCCCCUCUCCCUCGGAGAACUGGCCGUCGUAUCACUCCCAGAUAUCUCCAUCAAGCCCACCCUCCCCAAUGUCCCCGACUCGCCUCUCCAAACAGUCACCGUCCUGAUCACCCCCACCAUCACUCACUGCAGUCUAGCCACCGUCAUCGGUCUCGGAGUACGAGUGCGACUAGAGCAGUCCCUCCCACCACGCUUCCGCGUAGACGUGCGGAUCAAGGAGGGAACCCACAGUACUGGUGACGAAGUCAACAAGCAACUCGGAGACAAGGAACGAGUGGCAGCCGCGCUGGAGAACGGAGCGUUGAUGCAGGUCAUCGCUAAGAUGAUGGAGACGUGCCAAUAA